GCAGAGGUUGUGUAUUGCUGCUGAUGAGAGAGGGAGACAGAUAUAACAGAAACAUCAUCCGUCGAUCAAACAAGACAACAACAACAAGAGCUCGCUAGCUCAUCUAAAACCGCGGAUUUGAGAUUAACGGAUAAAUCGCCAACGAGGGAUUGAGAUAAAAGAGCAUCGCGCUUUAUUCGCGGGAUUAUCGGGUGGUCUUCAUCCCGCUAACAGGCUAAUAACAAGCGCAGGUGGAUGACUCGCGAGACUCGACCUGGAUUUUGGCCUGUUUUUAAGAAAGAUGAAUUGAGGAAUAACACAUCCGCGUCAAACCAAAUUGGAGGAUUUAAUCGACUCUGAAGGGGAAACAGAAACAUCAGAAAUCUUGUUUUUAACUGGAAAAUCAAAUGAGAAGGGGUCGUGUGGGCCAGCUAGUCGGCUAUUGGGUUUACCUCAGAUGUGUAGGAUGUUGAUGCUAACCGCACUGGAACAAUCUAUCAUUUAAGCUUUUUUUUUUAGUAUGGAACAAUGACAGCUGUUUAAAAAUAGUCUGCUGUGCUUAACAUAUGAAAAAGAGAGAUAUGUUAAGCUUUAUUUACUCAGAUUGCUGGGCAAUCUGGUUAAUCUGAGUAAAACGAUUGAAAUCACUGCCUCUUAAUAGGAUAAGCUGUGUAUAACGAGUGUUUAUACAUUAUAACCAGAUUUGAAUACUUAGUAGUUUAUUCCAGAGGAGUGUCAAGCCUCUUAAAUGAUUUGCUUGGUGUUUUUGUAACACUAGCAAGUUAAAGAUUUGAAGUCAAAUCAACCCAAAUGGAAUUUGUGUGAUAUUUGCAAUUAUAUAGCUCUCUAUUUUAUGUAAUUUUCUACUAAGUGUAUAUUUUCAUUAAGAAUAUUAACUAGAAGUACCCUGAAAUAUUGAAGUAAUCCAGUUAAAUUGGAUGGGAGUUAACAUGCUUUUGAGAACACUUGUGUUAAAUGGAUUAGAUGGAUGCAAAACAGGGAAGUAGACUCAACUUUUAUUUAUGGAGAGGUUUGCAUAUUGGAAAAAAAAGUAUCACCGCUCACAUGGAGCUGAGCUACAACAGUGAAACCUUAUCCUUGUGUCCGCAAAUGUAAACAGUAGUUGAUCAUUUACAGGGAGGUGGACGCUUACGCAUGGGUCUCGACAAGGAUAUUUCUUUUGGUGCGUAUGCUGGAAGAGGUCACCAUUCGCUUUUGAAUUCCGAACAUUAUUACCUUGUAGGAUCAUAACAAAGGACUGGAAUUUCUGGAAUAUUUCCAUUUGACAGAGAGAGCUCGUCUCUUCAAUGGAGCAAGUUCUCUCCAGCCCUCAGGGGUGUUCUGAGUGGGAGGUGAGCGGGAAAACGGAGUGGGAAUCUGAUCAGAAUCCUCUGGGAUUUCUCCUUGUGGAUAAAGAUAACAGUUCUGUUGCUGAUUCUACUAAGGAAAUUUUUCAGGAGAAUGCCAUAAACCUAGAUGACUUAUUUUGGGCGUCUCAGACGUAUUCCUGGGAAAAUGGUCUGGAUUGUGUUUAUCCUGAAUGGAAGGCUCAACCUCCUCCUUCCCAAGAUCUCAAAGGAGACAGUGAUUCUGGAAUUCCAGAAGUUGUUGAAGGAGAUCUCAUCUGUUUUAAUUCUAGAUCUGCUAGUCCUACGUUGGCAGACAGACCCGUGCAGGAUCAAAACAACCUUUAUGACCAUGCUAAACAGGUGGAGGUUACUGCCACUUCAGGCACUUUAGAUGUGUGCACAGGUGAGCUGGGCAUUAACGCCCCCACUCUUCAGACUGACAAAACAUUAUUACAAGAAACACACCUUAUGCUUGAAGAGUCGCAUUUAACAAACUGUGAGUUCAGUUGUAAUUCUGGUGUGGAAAACGAAAACAGUCAGAACUUGCUUCCACAUGGGACUCAUGUCACGCUGGAAUCUGAAGGUUUGUUAGCGGUUUCUCCUGUGGAGGUGUCUUUUGUGGAUACAAACUCAAAUCCCAAGCCUUCAACUAUUUGUCCGGCACCUCCGUCAGCAUCUGAACACAUCUACCUCUCAUCCUCAGCCCUUCCCUGUGAGCCUGUCUUUCCGAUGACAUGUACAAAGCCACAUGUUCCGCCAUUUCACGAGGGUAGUGCAACACUUCCAAUGGAUGAGGUAGAGAUGAUGUUACCCAAAUUUCAAGGUGAAGGGAAGAGUAGUAAACCUUUAGCGAGUAACAGGACGCAUGAGCCACAAAGCCAAGAUGCUAACACAGACACAAAACAUCUAUCAGUUUGUCCAUUAAGAGAGUCUGACAUUACACCUGAACAUUGUGAGGAUAUGUUGCAUGAGUUGUCAACAAAAUGCUCAGUGGAAAUGGUUGAAGAAGAGGUAAAUAAGGAGUCUGUGUCGAGCAACACAACUAAUACUGCUUUUUAUAAAGCUAAAACAGAACUUUGUGAAGAAUUAUCAUCUACAGAAUGCACAUUCGGUGUAUUAUUGGAAACAGUCGGUGAAGACGUGAAGGAGGAAGCUGCGUCGGACUCUAGAACGGAUCAUGUUUUUUCUGAAACUCAAAAAGAUCUUGCACCAGUUGCUUUAAUCGAUUUACAAGCAGAAGAUCCUUCAGCUGAAAGCUUGCCUUGGGAAAAUGGACAAGAGGAGUCCAAAUCAGCCUUACCGGCCAGCAAACCUGAGCAUAAUGCCUUAUUUGAGCUCUCAUCAGGAAAUGUUGUGUCAUCCGAGAACCACAGCCAGUCAACAUUCUCAGCUCAGACUCAAGCCUUAUCUGAGGUCCACCAUGAUGGAGACCUUACUCCCGAUGGCAUGUUAACAGACAGCAUUGUUUGCGAAGCUGUGAAAUCUAUAGACUCUGUAAUUCCGUCUCUAACAGAUUCAAAUGAACUCACAAAACAGGUGGACUGUGAUGCAGAUUCACAUGAUUUUGAAUCCGAUGCACUUACACUUGAAUUUCAGAAUAAUAUGGCUUGUGUUCAGACUGGCAGCAUUGACAAUAACCCUGAGGAAAUGGAGAAACAACACUCAAAAACAAUAGGUGAUACAGAGAUUCCAGACACAUUCUUAGAUUUAGAGAUCUUGGAUUUACAUCAAAAUCAACAAGAUUUAAAAAGUCAGUCGGAAUAUUUGCAGUAUGAUUUAGUCCAUGACAACAGUCAGGAGUCAAAGGCAAAAACCAAACCAUGUAAGGAGCAAAUCAAUGCUCAAAACAAAGAAAACACACUUGUGGAAGAUCUCGCUCUUGUGGACCAACUGAAAGACUCUUUGAUCACGAAAUUAAGUGCAAUUGCAUGUGAUGAUAAAUGUGAAGAAAAUCUAACAGGUCAUGAUAUGGUGCAAAAUGUCAAAGCCAAACCUCCAACAGAUUCAGUUGAACUCUCAAAACUGGUGGGCUGUGAUGCAAAUUCACAUGAUUUUGAAUCCAAUGAACUUACACUUGAAUUUCAGAAUAAUGUACAGACAGGCAUUGUUGACGAUAACCCUAAGGCAAUGGAAAAAGAGAUUCCAGACACACUAAUGGAUUUAGAGAUAUCAGAUUUACAUCAAGAUCACCAAACAACUGAUUUAAAAAGUCAGUUGAAAUAUCUGCAGAAUAAUUUAGUCCAUGACAAGAAUCAGGAACCAAGAAUUGACCCCUGUCAGGAACAAAGCAAUGCAAACCCACUUGUGGAAGAUCUCGCUUUUGUGGACCAACUGAAUGACUCUUUGACCACAAAAUCAAGUGCUAUUGCAUUCGAUAAUAAAUCUGAAGAAAAUUUACUAAGUCAUGAUACGCUGCAGGAUGUCGAAGCCAAACCAACAGAUUCAUUUGAAUUCACAAAACUGCUCGACUGUGAUGCAAAUUCACAUUAUUUUGAAUCUGAUGCACUUACGCUUGAAUUUCAGAAUAAUGUGACAAAUAUACAGACAGGCAGCGUUGACGAUAAUCCUAAGGCAAUGGAAAAAGAGAUUCCAGAGACACUAACAGAUUUUAUGAUCUCAGAUUUACAUCAAAAUCAACCGGCAACCAGUUUCAAAAGUCAGUCAGGCUAUUUGCAGAAUGAUUUAGUCCAUGACAAGAAUCAGGAACUAAUAAAUGGCGCCUGUCAAGAACAAAUCAGUGCUCAAAACAAAGAAAACUUUGUGGAAGAUCUCGCUCUUGUGGACCGCCUGAAUAACUCUUUGGCCAUGAAAUCAAGUGCAAUUGCAUUCGAUAAUAAAUCUGAAGAAAAUUUACAGAGUCAUGAUACUCUGCAGAAUGUCAAAGCCAAACCUCCAUCAGAUUCAUUUGAAAUCACAAAACUGGUGGACUGUGAUGCAAAUUCAUAUGAUUUUGAAUCCGAUGCGCUUACAGUUGAAUUUCAGAAUAAUCUCACAUAUAUUCUGACAGGCAGCGUUGACAAUAACCUUGAGACAUUGGAGAAACAGCACUCAAAAACAGUUGAUAAUACAGAGAUCCUAGACACACAAAUGGAUUUGGAAAUCUCAAUGGAUUUACAUCAAAAUCAACAAGAAACCGAUUUAAAAAGUAAGUUGGAAUAUUUGCAGAAUGAUUUAGUCCAUGACAACAAUCAGGAGCCAAAAAAUGACCCCUGUCAGGAACAAACCUAUGAUCAAAACAGAGAAGAAACACUUGUAGAAGAUCUCGCUCUUGUGGACCCCCAGAAUUACUCUUUGACCGCAAAAUCAAGUGCAAUUGCAUUCGAUAAUAAAUCUGAAGAAAAUUUACCAAGUCAUGAUACGCUGCAGGAUGUCGAAGCCAAACCUCACAGUGUGACUUUACAGGGAGGGGAGAGAUCAGAUUGCAGGUCACCAACUCGGAAUCAAGUCAUACCUCAUUGUGCAAGUAAUCCUGAUUCUUUAGAGUCCACUCCCUUUACCUGUACAGAUGAUCAGCUGACCGUGACGGGUGGACCUGCAGGGCUGGAUCUCUCAGAGACUUCUAGCCAAUCAGGUGAAGCUUCAGGAGAGGGAGAGGCGGAGUAUCCUACUCUGCUUACACAUCAGGAGGAUUUCCAUCAACUGACACCAUCGGAGAUAAACCUGGCACAAGAGCAACAAGUGAGCUCAGUUGUCCCCGGCUCUUCUCCCUCACACAGAGAUGUCUUUCCCUGUGGAGCCAGCCUGGAUGGAGAGGCCUACCUGACCUUUAUGGAGAAUAAUCCUGAUACUCUCAAACAUGCAGAAAUGACUCUGGAUCUGUGCAAGGCCUCAGAUGCUCUGCCGACCAAAUCACUCCAAAUUGCGCCUGUGGAUUUGAUUCAUGUGCCUAUAGUUUCUGCAACAGCCCAUAGAAGCGAGGAGCAGUCAGCUCUCAGAGCAGUUUUCCAGGCUUUGGAUCAGGACGGCGAUGGAUUUGUUCAUAUUGAGGAGUUUAUAGAGUUCGCAAAAGCCUACGGAGCCGAACAGGUGAAGGAUCUGACGCGGUUUUUGGAUCCCAGCGGACUGGGUGUGAUCAGUUUUGAGGAUUUCCACAGAGGCAUCAGUGCAAUCAGCAAUGAAGGUUCUGAUCCAGAGCUCUACAAGACUCAUUUCAGCACAGUGGAAGCCAGUGGACCUCCAGAGGAAUAUGACGAGCAGGCGGAGGUCUCUGACAGUGCUUAUCUGGGUUCAGAGAGUGCCUACAGCGAGUGUGAAACCUUCACAGACGAGGACACGACGGCUCUCGUCCAUCCAGAGCUUCAUGAAGAUGUGGAGACAGACAGCGGCAUUGAAAACACGCUCACAGACGGAGAUGACCGCAACAGGUUCACGUUGGGCUCUGAUUUGAAUGGGCACACCGUGGUGGCUGUGAUUGGAGGAGAGGAGGAGCACUUUGAAGAUUUCGGCGAGAGCAACAACACCUCAGAUCUGCUGCUGGCCAAUCAGGAGGAGGGAAGGGCAGGGCCAGAUGGGGAGGGAGAUGCAGAGCCACUCCCUCACUCAGACAGCCCUCUGUCCCGCCCACUGAUGCUGCUCUCUCCAAGCCCCAGCUCUUUCCCUGCUAGCUUCCAGAGUUUCCUUCAGUCGGAGGCGCUGGAGUUUUUCUGCACUCACUGUCAUAAGCAGAUCAGUCGUCUGGAGGAUCUGUCCACGCGGCUGCAGCUGCUAGAGAUGAAUAGCUCCAGCAAGAGGCUGUCCAGUAAGAAAGCUGCAAGACACUUACAGCAGUCCAACAACCUGGAUGUCAUGGGAGAUCUGACUCAAGACAUUUUGGACCUGGCCGAUCGUGACAUCACAGACAAGGUGUUGCUGCUGGAGAAGCGUGUGUGUGAGCUGGAGAAGGACUCUCUGGAGAGUGAAGAGCAACAUGCACGCUUGCGUCAGGAAAACCUCAGUCUCGUGCACCGCGCAAACGCUCUGGAGGAGCAGCUGAAGGAGCAGGAGCUGCGCACCGAGGAGGACUUACUCGCUCAAACCCGGAAACACAGAGAUGCGCUCAACAAACUCCAGCGGGAGAGAGAUCUGGAGAUCGAGAACCUCCAGGCCAGGUUGCAUCAGUUGGAUGAGGAAAACAGCGAGUUGAGGUCAUGUGUUCCCUGUCUGAGAGCCAACAUCGAGAGACUGGAGGAGGAAAAGAGGAAGCUUCAGGAUGAGGCAGACGACGUCACGCAGCGCCUAAAUGAAGAAAGCGAAUCACGCAGGAAGAUGUCCGACAAGCUGAGCCAUGAACGACACACCAACCAGAAGGAGAAAGAGUGCACUCAGGGGUUGAUAGAGGACUUGAGAAAGCAGCUGGAACACCUGCAACUGUUCAAGUUGGAGACUGAAGCGAGAAGAGGCCGAUCUUCCAGUAACGGCCUGCAGGAAUACAACACACACAUGAGGGAGAACGAACUGGAGCAGGAGAUACGCAGACUCAAACAGGAUAACCGCAGUCUGAAGGAGCAGAACGACGAGCUGAACGGUCAGAUCAUCAACCUGAGCAUCCAGGGAGCAAAGAGCCUUUUUACAGAGUCUCUGUCCGAAUCACUCGCUGCUGAGAUCAACAACGUCUCCCGCGCUGAGCUGAUGGAGGCCAUCCACAAACAGGAGGAGAUCAACUUCCGUCUGCAGGACUACAUCGACCGCAUCAUCGUCGCCAUCAUGGAGUCCAACCCCUCCAUCCUGGAAGUCAAAUAAUCCCAUCUAUGAACUAAAGCAGGAGGCGAGAGGAGACCACCAAUCCAAUCACCAUGUUGAUCAGAUUAUUUAACGAUUCAGAGCCUUGUAGGAAUGAAUGUGUGUGUAUUUUGGUGGUUUACGAGGACACAAAUUUGUAUCAUGACCUAGAUAUUACAAUGUUGAAGUGGUUUAUGAGGACAAGUGCGCUGAAAUUGUUGCGAACAGUUUAUAUAAGCUGAAUUUAAACAAACAAAUUAAGUUGAACAUCACUACAUUGUAUUAGUUUGUUUGAAUUCAGCCCAUAUCGAUUGUUUACAACCACUUACCCUAAGUAAAUCCAAUGAAUCAUUUUUUUCAGUGUGUCCUUGUAAUUCAAAACUGUUUAAAGGCAUAUUCACGUGGUCUUUUCACAUUCAAAAUUUGUCACGGGUUACUUGUAAGAGUUGGGUUUGGAGGUAAGGCCAUAUUAUCAUACCUGCCAACACUCCCGUUUUUCCUAGGAGUCUCCCGUAUUUCAGACCCAUCUUCCUCCACCCUCCCGUUUUGUUAUUUGUCUUGGAAAAAUUAACCUGGAAAUUCCACCCCCCUUCCCCCGAUCCUCAGCUUUUUUCUGUAACACCCCGGGUUGCAACUUUGCUAUAGUAUCCAAUCGCCAUUGCCGCACAAAACCCGGCCUAUAGUACAGUUACUAAAGGCUGGUUUAUACUUCUGCGCCUGCCUUGCUCAUAGUCGUGCAUAUAUACUUCUGCGUGCUGUUUGUGUUGCUCUGCAAUAGCACUUCCGACACACUAGCUGGCGGUAGGUGUUCAUGUUCCUCUGUGUCGAGUUUCUUCGUGGGUGUUUUGUUUUUUCCGAACGCUACCUUAAUGUACAAGUUGCUAAAACUCACUCAUUCAGAGGUGGGAAUUGGCGGACAUGCAACAGCUUUAAUUCUAAGUUAAACACAAAACAAAAGUUUCCACCUGGAGCUCCUUCACAGGACUCGACACUUGUAAACACUCGCUCCAUUGGGUUCACGCGGCUCUUGGUCCCACCCACACUCAUUACCGCUACCAAGCUGAUCAAUCACAGAGCUUGUGCUACACGUUGUUGUUGUUUAGUUACAGUUUUUGAGAUGUGCACAUCAGCAUCGGCUUCAGCCACGGUGAGGGCUAUGCAAAGGUUGUGCCGGAGCAUACGCGUACGCUUGACGCAGAUGUAUAAACCAGCCUUAACACCACAAACAUCAGCGCAUCAAGCACAUGCAUAUGCACACGCAACGACGUGUAGCUCAAGCUGUGUGAUUGGUCAGCUUGGUAGCAGUGACAAGUGGGUGUGGGACAGAGACCAGUGCGAACCAGUUGGCGCGAGUGUUUACAAGUGUCGAGUCCCGUGAAGGAGCUCCAGGUGUUCACUGCUGUUUUGUGUUCACCUUAUGAUUAAAGAUGUUGCACGUCCGCCGAUUCCUGCCUCUGAAUGAGCGAGUUUGAGCUACUUGUACAUUAUUGUAGCGUUCAGAAAAAACAAAACUUCAGCAAAGAAACUCGACACAGAGGAACAUACUGUAAGCACCUACUGCCAGCUAGUGUUUGGGAAGUGUUAUUGCAGAGCAACACAAACCGCAUACAUAAGUAUGAAUACACGACUACGAGCAAGUCAAGCACCGUGGGUCACACUGAUCAAGGCUAAUUUAUACUUCUGCAUCAACUGAUUGGUGUUUUGUUAUUUCUGAACGCUACAAGUGGCUCAAACUCGCUCAUUCUGAGGUGGGAACCGACGGAUGUGCAAUAACAUUAAUCAUAAGGUAAACGCAACACAAAAGUCUCCAUCCGGAGCUUCUUCACGGGACUCGACACUUGUAAACACUUGCUUCGUCGGGCUCGUGGGUCUCAACACCACCCACACUCAUCACCAAUACCAAGCUGACCAAUCACAGAGCUUGUGCUACACAUCGUUGCGACGUGUAGUUACAUUUUUUAGAGGUGUCAGCCCGGACCAUAUGCAUGCGAUUGACAUAGAAGUAUAAAUCAGCCUUUACUCAGACAAACCAUCCCCCAUUCCUCCCCGUUCUCCCAGAAUUUCAGAGACAAAUGUUGGCAGGUAUUCAUAUCAUAAGUGGCUUUUACAGUAUGAAAUACAUCACGCCUAUGGAAAGUCCUUAUAAAUCACCAAAACCAGUGUGUGUGUGUUACCUACCUGUCUUUCGGUUCCUGUGACUUCCCUGCGUCUUGGGAUUGAGGUGCCCAUUCCUUCUGUGUGUAUUGUGUGUGUGUGUGUGUGUGUGUUCACGAUUCAUCCAAUGAAUUUUGAGUGCAAGAUCUGAGUUACCAGUGUAUUUCUGGGUAACACAGUCACACCGUUAGCCCGUGUGAGGGACAUUUGCUGACCUGAGGGUUGAGCGUGUGCAUAUAUUUUAGCUCGUAAAUGAGUUCAGUUUGUCACUUUCGCUUGUUUUUCUUAUUUAUUACGAUGAUGCGGAACGCAAAGGAUCAUUAGAGGCCGAUGCCCACUAGAGGAGUGUUGCUUUGUGGGUAAAGGUAAACGAUCCUGUGCGAUUUCUCGCUGAGGAUUUUCAUCUGUCGCCUCCUGUGCUGAAUUUUAGCGCAGAACUCACUGGAAAUGUUCAUUGCACUCUGAUUUAAUUAUUUUGAGAAACUAUUGUUUGCUAUUUAAAAAAAACAAUCGUUUAAAAGAAAAUGAAGUGAAGUCUGGACACUCAAGCACUGAAGGGAAACGGACACAAAACCUUUAAAGUGUAAAAAACAUGCUUUUUCUUGCGCUUCAUCUCUCUCUCUGAUGAGGUUGGAUGUAAAUAUCACUUCGUUUGGUUUUUUUGUUGAUCAUUUUGGACAUUUUAAUGGACAGAAUGUUUGAUUUGUCUUCCACUUGACUGAUCUCUUUUUCCUGGACUUUCAUCUCAGACAAGCAUGUUUGAUUUUCUCUCCGACUUUAUUUUAAAAUGAGUUCAAAUGAAAGAUGAAACUCAAUCCUUCCUCUUUUUACAUUUGGGGGGCUAAAGCUCACUCUUUUCACAUUCUCCUUUCUUCUGAGUUGAGUAUUUGGGUUUUUAUUGCGUCCGAUCAGCUCCUGACGAACAUUUGAGGACAUCUCUGCAGUCUUCACAGCGAUGGCACUGCUGUCGCAUCCAUACGGCUGUUUAAGAGCUACUGUAAUUACACUGAUGGACAUUAAAAUGCAGGAACGUGGCUUCUGUGAACUUCCGCCGACUGUCUUGUUCCUUCAUUUCCUUAUGGAGUCAAUAAGGGAAUCUGACCUGAACUACCGCUCUUGAUCUGAUGCUCAACAGCUAGAUUAUGAAAACAUUUCCAGUGUCCAAAGACCACAUUUCACUGCUUAGGAGGAGUUCUGCUUGCCACUUAGACUUUAAAAGGCUAAUAAUAGUUAUAAAUACAUGUUAAUAAAAGAAAACGGACUCCUUAAUGAAGGAUACAACUGUAUAAAGGAUGUUUAAUUGUUAAGGUUACUGUAUAAAUGAAAAGAUAUCAGUAUUGUCUUCUGUUGAAUGUUUUGCUUUUCUUUUUGAAGAUGCCCCCUCCUAAGAUGUAUCUUUUACUGUUCGGGGUCUUAUAGAUUUUCAGAUAACUGUAUGAAGGGUAAAAGAAAAGUGAAAAUAAAAUUAGUCACCAAUAA
Danio aesculapii is the source of this 10658-nucleotide messenger RNA. It is a transcript of the gene rab11fip3, whose product is annotated as RAB11 family interacting protein 3 (class II). The record is from RefSeq and is a predicted model, not a curated record. NCBI's taxonomy places the organism in Eukaryota, Metazoa, Chordata, Actinopteri, Cypriniformes, Danionidae. The transcript has 14 exons. Gene Ontology annotation, molecular function: calcium ion binding. Gene Ontology annotation, biological process: regulation of cytokinesis; endocytic recycling. Gene Ontology annotation, cellular component: cleavage furrow; midbody; endocytic vesicle. Bases 1287 to 7046 code for a protein of 1919 amino acids.